UUAAUUUAUCUUCUAUUCUGCAGCAUCUUCAUGACUUCAACUCCCUCAUUGUUCAGGCCCACAGGGUUUUGAUUCCUGUAUAAUUAUGUAGUUAUGUCUCUGUUUCAGUGAUGUUGUUGUUCUUCCAGGUGUCUCAGUGACUGGUGGAGACCUGACCGUGGUGGAGGGACAUGAUGUUACUUUACCCUGCAAGAUGACUCAGGAGAAGAGAUUCACUCAGAUAUCAUGGAGGAGGAAGACCAGAGGAAUGCCUGGAAAUCCUUUUUUUUUCACCACUUCAGAAGAAAGCGGUCCGAGUUUUGUCGAUGAUCCUGAUCCUCGAAUCAGUUUCAUUGGACAUUUUGCAGAGAGGAAUGGAACUCUACAAAUAUCCAAUGUUUCGUUAAAUGAUGAAGGAAGCUACACGUGUAUUUUUUCUUUGUUUCCCAGUGGAACUUACAAGACAGAAAUACCUCUAGGAGUAGAAGUCCCUCCAGCUACAAGCCUCAACUCCACCCUUCUUGUUUUGGGAAAUGAAGAAGUUCUUCUUGCCACCUGCACAGCUGCUGCCUCCCGGCCCGCUGCGCAGCUGCGGUGGAUCACUGGCGCUCUUGGGAAGAGUUUAAGGGAAACGACCAGCGUCACAGAGCAUGAUAAUGGAACCACGACCACGGUGUCGUCGCUGUUUGGAGUGCCGAGGAGAGAAAUCAGCGGUCAUGAAGUGCAGUGUGUGGUCAACAGCUCGGCCCUGGCAGAAGAACACCGUGAGGCUUUCACCUUACAGGUCUUCUUUCCCCCCAUGAACGUGACCAUCGUAGAAACGUCAGACGACACCCUUGAAUGUGUUUCUGAGGGAAACCCAGAACCGAGCCUCAGGUGGACCAGAUCUGACAAGACUUUACCCGAGUCUGACUUCAGAGUUGAUGGUGGGAAGCUGACGUUUCUACGAUGCGCUUCUGAUCUGAAAGGCUUCUAUCAGUGUGAGGUUUCAAACCCAUACGGACAACAAAGCCAGCAGUUCUACUGGACUGUAUGUUCAGGAUCCAACCCUGCUCCUUGGAUCUUAUUUGGUUUUUCGUUUUUCCUGAACAUCAUCGGUGCAGUGUGGUACUUGUAUAAAUCUAGAUACAUUACAAGAUCCAGUGGGGUCCUCAGGGUUCCAAAUGAUUCCAACUCACCAGAAAUGGUACCAGGCACUGGGAGAGGAAGGGAUUCUUCUGGCUCACAUGAAAUGGUGAAGUUUAACCUGUCCCUCAGUGAUGUCUGCGGCUUCCUGAUGCAAGAAGCUGAAAGCAGGUUGACUGGAAGCUUGCUGUCGUUGUUUCUGUGGCUUUUAAUUGAUGUGAAAUUAAAAUCCGACUGUAGAGUUUGGCAACCUUUGAAAUUCUUGUGUAGCGAACAGCUCAAUGGUAGUUAUUCCCUAUUGAAACAAUAAUAUAAAAUAUGGUGAGUAAUUGGUCACCUGAAGUAAUACAGUAUCUGGUCAUCUUGUUUUAUUAGUGACCUUAAUCCUUUUCUAUCAAUAUUCGUUUGUGGAAUAUUCAGUUAAAGUAAGAAAGUCAGUGUGAGUCAUGCAUACCAUAACUCUUCAUAUCAAUAAUGCAGCACUGGUUCUUUUCUCGACCUGUUAAUCAUUUAUUAAUUACUGAGUACAUUGUAGUCGUAUAGGAGCCAGAAAGCAUGUGUCCAUUAGAGUAGAUUACAGCCUUUGUUUUAUUCAUUAAACAGUUUUGAUUAUUGUUUGAAUAAUUUAGACCGUAAAAUAACUUUCAACUGAAGUCUCACGGUAAUUUACCAAAUUAUUGAUGGAGAUUAUUAAAAGUAAUUUAACAGGUUAUCGUUGUUUAUUUGCCAAACUCUUCCUUUGCUGUGGCCACAGAGCAGGAAGUACAGCAGAUGUUUGCUUUGAAAACUUGAAGCUGUGGAUGAGUAGCUCCACACAAAGCAACGGCUUUAAUGUCCAACGUCUCCUGUUUGUGUGUUUUCAACAACUGAUUGUGUCUGAGAGCGUGAAGGCUUCAAGUUACAUCAACGUGUCAGACCUCCUUUUAUUUACAUGUUUGGUGCUUUGUAUAUUUCAAGCUUCUGAUUCAAUGUUCCUCUAAGUUAAAAGUUGGUCCAGAAUAUUUCAGUUUCAGCCGUCAUAGUGUGAAAGUGUUCCAAAGUUGUUCUGGUUUUCUGAUCUCAGACCUGCUGUUGAAUCACUCCAGCAUUUAUAUGUACUUUGACUUUCAGUCUUUUUAACCGGCUCAGCUAAAUUCCAAAGCCGUGCACCUUAACCUUCACCACAGGCUCCUCGUCCAACAGGACCUGAAUUGAUUAAAAUACUGUUUAAUUGUUAUCAGAUAAAUAAUUUUGUGCCUUUUUAUUCACGAUCGUCAGUAUUUGUACACAUGAUUCAAAUAGAUGUGCAUUAUGAAGGUUAAGCUAACCAACUUUUAACAUCACUGUCUACCUGAUCUGAAAACAUGUUUAUUUGAAAAGUAGUUUUUGUUUCUCCUGCUGUGUUUGAUUUGGAUGUGUUCAAUAUAUCAAAUAUAUCAAAAAGAGAAGCAGAUUUUAUCUGUUUUCUUAGGAGUAAAUCUUUUAUUUACUGACUUUACUGUUGCUCAUUCUGAUUAGAUGUGUUUGCAUUGUUGUCAUUUCGGAUUUUUUUUUUUUAAACUUUUUUUGAUCUUAUUCUUUUAAUCUUAUUUCUCUUGAAUUUCUUGUGAAAAUUUGAAGACUAUGAGUUGAAGUGUUCUCACUGCGCUAUACUGGAACUUGUCCACUUGAAUGUCAGUUAUACAUUAUGCAUACAUACAAAUCGCUUAACAAAGGAAAAGGAAAAGCAGCUGAACUUAGAUAAAGAAUUAAUGCAUGUAAUGCAAAUGAAAGGAGCAAAGCUUCAUGAGCACAGAAUCUUUCUGAAAAUUUCACAAUAAAUAGAUGUUUGACUGUUGCUUCAGCGUGAAUUUCCUCAGCCACAUGAUGGAGUAAAGGAUUUCCUGUUACAUCUGGUUAAACCAUUGUUUUAGUAGUCGUGCAUUCCUGUCAUUGCUGUUAAAACAGCAGAAAGUCUCCAAGUUUUUCACUUUACUGGUGGGGAAGUAAUCUCUGUGGAGAAGGCUGGAUCUUCAGGAUGGGAUUUUUACAAAGAGUCAUUAAUAU
Salarias fasciatus (jewelled blenny) is the source of this 3129-nucleotide messenger RNA. Its product is annotated as nectin-4-like. The transcript is spliced from 8 exons. Bases 194 to 1414 code for a protein of 406 amino acids. Gene Ontology annotation, cellular component: adherens junction. The record is from RefSeq and is a predicted model, not a curated record. Gene Ontology annotation, biological process: homophilic cell-cell adhesion; heterophilic cell-cell adhesion. NCBI's taxonomy places the organism in Eukaryota, Metazoa, Chordata, Actinopteri, Blenniiformes, Blenniidae.